AUGAAAAUAAAUGUUGAGACUUUCUUCCUAAAACUAGCUACUAUUUUUUCUUACUAUCUUCAAAGGUCAUAUAGCUCACCCAAGCAUUUCUCUCCCACAACGAGAUAAAAUUUUUGUGGGAAAACAUUUAAUAAAUUUCAUGGGAAUCUACCUUUAUCCAAUAAAAUAAUUAUGUUAAUUAAGUACUAAAAAAUUAUACGGGCCGCAGAGAAUUACGUGUCGGCCGCCGGUGGGCUAAAUCACAUUCAAUCUGCGCCGACUGUCCCAUGCCACGCGUCGCUCUAUUUAUGGUCAUCCUCUCUUCCGUGUGUUUGGCAGCGUUGACGGCGACUCUCCGUUAUCUUCCCCGAAAGGGCUACGCUGCUUCCGCGUGGGCGGCCGCGUGUCAAGACAUGGCGUGCUAACUAAACUGCUUAUGGAGUCUGUUCGGUCCUCUAAACUUGAUUAGCCUUCAAUUUUUUAUGGGGCCCGCUAGGCUAUCGACGGGUCUCCUAAUGAGUGCGUCGAUGAAGAGCACGGCAAGCCUCCUUUCAAUCCACGCCGUCCGUCAUCUCACUCCGCGUUAUUUAUGGAACGCGCUCUUGCGCCACAGGAACAGCGACGGCUUAGCGAGUCUUUCCUUUUCGGAGAGUGUCAAGCAGGCGAAUGGGCGAGAAGAUCGUUACGGAGGCGAAAGGGAAGCUCACUUCCGCAGUCGGGAGCGGCGGAGAAGGCGGCGAGAUGCAUUUCCGCGGGGUGAGGAAGCGGCCCUGGGGGCGCUAUGCGGCGGAGAUACGCGACCCCGUCAAGAAGAGCCGCGUGUGGCUGGGCACAUUCGAUACGGCCGAGGCGGCGGCGAAGGCCUACGACGCUGCCGCUCGCGAGUUCCGAGGGACCAAGGCCAAGACCAACUUCCCCCGCACCGCCGACGCCUGCGGUAGCCCCAGCAGCCAGAGCAGCACCGUCGUCGAGUGCUCUGGAAACGAUGCCGCGCCGCGGCCGCUCCCCUCCCAGCUCGACGUCAACCUCGUCUACAGCGGCGGCGGCGCUUGCGCAUCCGGCGGCACGCCGUUUGCCUUCCAACCAUUUUCGCUCUUCUACUUUGACCAAAUCGCCAGAUCCGGGACGAUGCCGGCGUCAGCGGUGCGUCAUAUGCCGCCUCUAUGCCGGCCGAUGGUCGUCGCCUGCUUCAAGCCGCCGCGCGAAGUAACCGCCCGUAGCGACUCAGAUUCCUCCUCCGUCGUGGAUCCACAACAACCGGACCGCUGGUCACCGGCGCCGCAGCCACUUUCCAAGACGUCACGUCUCGAACUGGAUCUCAACCUCCCGCCGCCAGAGACGGUGGAGUGAUCUUCACAGGAGCCACACCGUCGUAUCCCUUGUCAAGUUUCUUCAUUUUUUUAAUUUUCAAAAGAAAAAAAGGAAAAAAAAAAACCCGUCGGCGACAUGUAAUUUAAUUGCCUCCUUCCAUUGUCAUAAAUCAUUUAACAAUAUGCGCGACUUCGUUAGCCGGCAGGCGUUUUGUCUUCA
Zingiber officinale is the source of this 1509-nucleotide messenger RNA. Its product is annotated as ethylene-responsive transcription factor 8-like. Lineage: Eukaryota; Viridiplantae; Streptophyta; Magnoliopsida; Zingiberales; Zingiberaceae. Gene Ontology annotation, biological process: regulation of DNA-templated transcription. The record is from RefSeq and is a predicted model, not a curated record. Gene Ontology annotation, molecular function: DNA-binding transcription factor activity; DNA binding. Bases 646 to 1329 code for a protein of 227 amino acids. The transcript has a single exon.